AUGCCGACAUUCUCGACACGAUUGGAGAGAGUCGGUCUGAGAAAGGGUUCGUUGCUGCGUGUGGACGUCCGACUUGGCGGUCUUUUGCGCGAUCAAACUGAUCCUUUCACGACGUUCCACCCGAUCUGUGGAUUCGAGAAGCCAGAAUGCUCAACUCGUUGCCAUGGGGACGAGACGCUUGUCGAGCCGUUACGAUUAACUUAG
Molecule: messenger RNA, 204 nt
Organism: Protopolystoma xenopodis
Lineage: Eukaryota; Metazoa; Platyhelminthes; Monogenea; Polystomatidea; Polystomatidae
Source: the annotation of a GenBank genome assembly